Ooceraea biroi (clonal raider ant) is the source of this 8320-nucleotide messenger RNA. RefSeq lists its product as uncharacterized. The record is from RefSeq and is a predicted model, not a curated record. Gene Ontology annotation, molecular function: protein binding. Lineage: Eukaryota; Metazoa; Arthropoda; Insecta; Hymenoptera; Formicidae.
GAAAGAUUACCUGUAAAGGUAAAACAAAAGAAAGCUGAAUAUGGAUAUCGAUAAUCAAAGUGAGAACGAAGAAAUUAAGAAGAAUUCUUCCAAGGACGUGAAUAACAGCGUCUUACAGAAGGAAGAUGAAGACGCAGCCCAAUCCAUGAAUAUUACACCAGUACAAGCGAUUGUUCACCAUCAUAAAUCAAGCUCAUCUUGUCGAAGAGAAAAACAUACCGAAAGAAGAAAUCACAGCAAUGAGAAGGAACGCAAAUCGCAUCAGCAUGAAUGCAAAGACAGGUACAGAGACGAGUAUAAACAUCACAGACAUAUUGAAGAGAACUUAGAAGAGUUUGUGCAUGUAUCUCAGCAACAAAUUAGUUCUUAUCAAGAAAAUGAACAGUUUUUAUCGCGUCUAUACACAUCAAAACAAAAGUUUUUAAAAGAAUAUAGACGGCUCUACCUUGGAACAACAAAAGCCGAAGAGCUUUAUCUCCUGAUUUUAACAAAACUAAAAAAGGCCAUAUCAGAGGGUAAUAUUAAUAACUUCAAACAAUUAAGCAAUUUAAUUGAUUAUACAAAAGAUGUAGAAGACCAAAUAACUUUGAGGAAUUAUUAUGUUCAUGAUAAUAAUCCUAUUAAAAAUACUAAUGUAGUCAUCUUAGCUUGUAAACACAACAAACUAGAACUUCUAGAGUGUCUAUUUGACAGUGAUAAUAGAGUCUUAAAUAAUUUAUCUAUUAAUAUCACAAGAACUAAUAUAUUACCAGAUGACAGAGAUGAAGAAUGUCAUAAUGCGUUUUAUUAUGCUAUACGUUCAGGUAACGUUGAGCUUCUUAAUACCCUAAUCAGUAAAUGGCCGGGUAAUUAUUUUGCUGUUCAUUUGGGAGAGUUGGAUACAAUUCUUUCAAAAACUUAUGAAGAAUUGAAAUUGAAGAAUGUGUUCUUGUCAGACAAAAUGGAAAUUGUUGUUGAAAAUAAGUUAAUAGAUCUCCGUUUCUUCUCUAACGCCUCAAGACGGGACCAAAGAUUCAGGACUGAUCUUAAUAAUAUCAGAGAACGAAUUGAAUUAGUGCUACAAAACAUUAGCUUACUAAAGAGAGAUUACUUAAAUGCAGAAAAAGUAGAUGAAAGAUUUUUAUUUGUAGCAAAGUUUAUUGCAGCAAAUAUUCAUAUAUUAAAACGGCAGUUAAAAUCAACUUAUAAUAGGUUACCUUGGGAAGAAAUAGAAUUCUGUUUAGUCAGUUUUAUUUCUUCUCACAUAAAACGACAAGAACUUAAUCUAUUCUAUUGUUCUACAUUGAAUAAAAGCAAAAUAUUAAAUUAUUUAGAAACUUUUGCGAAGAAAGUUGAAAAAUAUAUUAUAGAAGGGAAUAGUGUACAUAUUGAUACAAUUGCUGAUCCUCCAAACAUAAAACGUGAAAAAGUUAUUGCAGAGAUUAUUAACAGUUACCCUCAAUUCGAAGAAUUGUAUAACGAUUAUCAACAAAUUAGAGAUAUUCAGUCUUUAAAGAAAAUAAGUGAUCAUGUAAAGUUAGCAUUAUCAGUUAAUUGUAAAGAAAGAGAAGGCCAGUUAAUUAUUACAAGGGUUUUACAAGUUAUUGGUGAGCAUUUAAAAAAUACUUUAGAGUCUCCUAAGUUAUCUAAUACUACAAGUGAGCUUUUGUUGCUAUCAUUACCAAAAUAUACAAGAAACAUAAUUAUAGAUUUACGCAAUUCGUUAUCACAUGCUUAUUCACUCUUCAAGAGAACAGAGAUAGAGGAAAAUAAAGAUGUUAAUUUCUUUAUAGGUAUUCAAAAUGAUAUUAAAAAAGUUGGUGAUGUAAUUACUGAUAUUUUUUACAACAAAAAAAUUAAAUUAAUCAGAAUACUGUUAAAAAAGAUAAUUGAAAGUGACAAUUUCGGUGAAAUAAAAGAAGUUGUUGAAGUAUUUGCUACUGUUGAAAUCGACAAAAUGAUUUCGGAAAAUACAAAUUUCAAAAUGAUGGAACACGAGAAGCUUGAAAAUCUUAUUAAAGAAUUGAGCGAUAAUAUAACUGAUAAGACAACUUAUGAAAAGGAGUUGUUCAAUAACAUUAAUAACAUAAUUAAUCUUGCAGAUAUCCAAUCAGAAAACAUUACAAGUAAUUACAUUACAGGAUUUGCAUUAUUAAAGAGCUUAAGCACUUGCUUUGAAAACAUGAUCGACCACAAUAUUAUUAGAGGAAUAAAAUUCUAUGCUAACCAAACAUUAGAGAAGUGGACUUUAAAAAUAAAACCUCAUAAUCUACAAGAAAUUGCAACGUUAUCACUGAAAAUUUUUCAUAGUGUUAGGUCAAGAAUACAAGAUCAAAACUUCGAUAAAGUGAACAAAUUACUUUUGGAAAUUUGUUUUAUUGUUGAAUUUGGAACGGACGACAUUAAAUGGAUUAAAAAAUUCAAGAGCGAGUUAAAUAAAAAAGCUUUUUUUAUUCCUACAUAUAAACAAGGGAAGACUUACAAUAUUACACAAGAAAAAUAUAAUAACCACCUUGCACUGAAACUAUGUGAACUGAAAAAUAUUUUAAACAAUAAUUUAUUAAUUAAUGGCCAAUUAACUGAAACAUUCCCUAUUUAUAAAAACGAUAAAAAAUUACAAGGAGUAGUAGAAAUGCUUGUUUUGGAUAUAAUGUCAAUUUUGGAGCUAAAGAAUUCCCUGGAAAAUAAUCUACUUUUUUUAGAUGAAAAUACUCCUUUAUUACAUGGAAAAUGUUUACGUAAUCAUCUAGCACAUGAUAACGCAUUAGUUGGUAUAUUAUUAUCUGCACCUUCAAAAGCAAUUAUUUUAAACGCUCACAAACUUGUUGAAGAAAAUAAGAAUAAGAAAUUAAUAAGAAAUAACAAAAAAAUGGGCAAGUUAGUGAGUGAUGAUCCUUCCAAAUUGAGAGAGAAAUACGAUCAAGGCUUAGGUACCAUUACCAAUCAGAAAAGACUGUUCGAUGCUUUGCAAGAAGGAAAUUUCGAAAGCUUAAAAGAUUGCCUCAGAGAAGGAGCAGAUAUCAAUGCUAGAAAUGUUGAUUUAUGGACCACAUGGCAUUUUGCUGCUAAGGGACCUAGUCUUGAAGUUAUAAAAUUUCUUCUUGACCAAAAUUUAAGCCUUAAUGUUAAGGAUGUUAAUGGCCAAAGCCCACUGCACAUUGCUGCUGCACAUGGAAGGACAAAUAUUGUGGAUUUCUUCGUAAAAAAAGCAGGUUUAUAUGUUGAUGAUACAGAUAAUAAGAACAAAACACCGCUUCACAUAGCAGCUCAAAAUGGUCACAAGGAUACUGUCGAGAUUCUAUUAGCAAAUGAAGCUAAUACUAUUAACCAAGAUGUACCCGGUCUUUCACCUUUACACUAUGCAAUAAGAAACAAUCAUAUUGACGUUGCGAAGAUUCUGCUAGCAAGAGACAGAAAUGUUGACAUUAAUGAGAUUAUGGGUGGCUAUACUCCAUUGCAUGAAGCUGCAGAACAUGGUCACUUGGAGUUAGUUAAUUUUUUACUUGAAUAUGGAGCAAAUAGUAACGCUAGAAAUGAUAGAGAUUGGACACCAAUACAUGGAGCAGCUCUCAACGGCCAUUUGGAAAUAGUAAACGUUUUAAUUUCGGAGGGAGCUGAUGUUAACGCUAAAGUCCUCGAUGGUUGUACACCAUUACAUUAUGCAGUAGAAACCAGUCGCGAGAAGAUAGCUAGCAUUCUAUUGAAACAUGGAGCUAAUGUUAAUGCCGUUGACAAAACAUAUAAUAAUACAGCUUUACACUAUGCGGCAAAAGAUGGGCAUGAGGGAAUCGUUAAGACUUUACUGAAACAUAAAGCUAAUGCUAGUGUUAAGACCGUUGGAGGUAUAACUCCAUUACAUUUGGCAGUACACAGUGGCCACUUGGAAAUAGUAACUAUUCUCCUGAAACAUGGUGUUAACAUUCAUGCUAAAGAUAAAAAUAAUAAUACACCAUUACAUUAUGCAGUAAAUAGUGCUCAUAUGGAAGUUGUUGAACAUUUAAUAAAAAAUGGAGCAGAAGUUAAUGCUAAAAAUUGUAUUGAUAAAACACCACUACACGUAGCUGCUCUGAACGGGAAUUAUAGUAUUAUUGAUCUUCUGAUAAAAAAUAAAGCCGAAGUUAAUGCUCAAGACAUUCACGGUAAUACACCCAUACAUGAAGCUGCCACGAAUGGUAACAUAGAUGUUAUUGAUCUUCUGAUAAAAAACAAAAUUGAUGUUAAUGUUAGAACCCAUAACGACGUUACACCUUUGCAUCUAGCUGCCCUAAAGAACCGUAUAGAUGCUAUUGUUUUUCUAAUAAAAAGUGGCGCCGCAGUCAAUGCUAGAGCUAAUUAUGGUGUUACACCGUUACAUUCAGCUGUUCUAGAAGGACACAAAAAUGUUGUGGAACUCUUAAUAAAACAUACAGCUGAAGUUGAUGCAAGAGCUAUUGCAGAUGGUACAUUAUUACAUAUGGCUGUGGAAGCAGGUCAUACAGAAAUCGUUAAGAUAUUGGUAGCAAACGGAGCUAAUAUUAAUACCAAGCAUACCAAUCGAACGCCAUUACUUUCAGCAAUUAAAAAUAAUAACAAAGAAAUCGCUGAAAUUCUUAUAGCAAAUGGAGCUGAUGUUGACGAAGAAGAUAGUGGACCUUUAUUUCUAGCGGUGCUUGCAGGCUAUAAAGAUAUUGUAGAAAUGUUGUUAAAAAACGCAGCUCGCGUUAACAUAAGAGGUCUUGAAAACGCUACUCCAUUACAUCUAGCUGCCACAAGAGGUCAUAAGGAAAUAGUGAACGCUUUGAUAAAAAGUGGAGCUGAUAUUGAUGCCAUAACUAUCACUGAUGUAACAUCAUUAUAUGUUGCAGUACAAGAAGGUCAUAAGGAAAUUGUUGAGAUUUUGAUAGCAAAUGGAGCUAAUGUUAACGUUAAAUCUACCGAUGGAACAACACUGUUACAUACAGCAGCCGGAAAUGGACACAGUAAUGUUGUACAAGUCUUACUAAAUAGUAAAGUAAAUAUUAAUAUUAAAGAUAAUAAGAAUAGAACAUCGUUAGAAUUGGCAGUGGCACAUGGUCAUUUAGAAGUGGUUAAAACAUUAUUUCAGUACCAGAAAAUAGAUAUGAAUACUAAGGGUAACGAUAAUUGGACAAUAUUGCACAUUGCUUCACAAGAAAGUAAUCUGGAUAUGGUGAAGUACUUAGUAGAUAAUGGAUCUGACAUAAAUGCUAAAAAUGCCUCUGGCUCAAAGCCCAUGCACAUUGCAGCUAGAGAAGGUCAUAAAGAUACUGUAGAGUUUUUCCUUAGUAAGGGAUUAAAUAUUAACGAUCCUGGUGCAGUUAAUCAGACAUUAUUGCACUAUGCUGCAAUGAAGGGUCAUUUAGCAGUUGUGGAGUACUUAAUAGCGCAAGGUGCUGAUGUUAAUUCUCAAGAUAAAAAUGGCGUAAGUCCUAUGCACCUUGCUGCUACUUUCGGCUAUAAAAAUGUAAUAGAAGUUUUAUUAAAAAAUGGAGCAAUUUAUAAUGUUGUUGACAAAUUGUGUAGGAAACCGUUAAUAAUGUCUAGUGACAAAACCGUUAUCACCUUAUUAGCAUCAACUGAGAACUUAUUUAAGGCUAUACAACAUAAUAAUGUUUUAGAAGUUGAGACUGAGAUCAAAAUGGGUGCGUUUGUUAAUACCAAAAAUGCUAAUGGUGGCACACCACUGCAUUAUGCUGCAUGGAAAGGCAGUAAUAGAAUUGUUAAUCUUUUGUUACAAAAUAGAGCUAAUUCCAAUGCAGUUGGUAAGAAGGGCUUUACUCCUCUACAUUAUGCUGCAAAGUUCUCUCACUUAAAAGUUGUAAAGGCCUUAUUAGCUAAUGGCGCGGUAUAUAAUGCUGUCACUGACGAUGAUAAAACGCCAUUAAAUUUUACUGUAGAUAAAGAUAUAAUUAGAAUAUUUCAAUUAUUGAGUGACUCAUUUAAAAACAUUAACAAUGAUAACUCUAAAGUUAUUAAUGAUCUUAAUAAAAUAAAGGAUGUUGAUACAAUAAAAGCCAUCAUGGGUGCUCGUAAUAGAGAAAACAAAACGCUAGUAGUUGCUGCGAUGCAUAGUAACUUUUCGAAACUUGAACAAUUGAAACAGAUAUCACAAGGUGAUAUAUCCUCCCAGAUCGAAAUAGCUUUAGCACUCAUGAGUCAGACCAAUUAUCAAGCUGCCUUAAAUAUUUUCAGAAGUGCAUUUGAAAAGAGAAAAGAAAUACUAGGACUCGAUAAUCCUGGCACCUUAGAUAUUCAGGUACAUAUGGGUAAAGCAUUAUACGUACAAGGAUGUUACCAAGAAGCUUUAAAUACAUUUGAGGAAAUUUUCCAGAAACGGAAAGAAGUCCUGGGUUUAAAUCAUACAGACACUUUAAGUACAAGAAGUAUAAUUGCUCUAGUGCUGCAUAGAUUAGGAAAAAACGAGGAAGCUUAUAAUAUUUAUCAAGAAGUUUAUCAAAAACAAAAAGAGAUAUUAGGAUCGAAUCACUCAGAUACUUUAGAUACUCAGUUUCAUAUGGCACUAGUAUUGGAUGCACUAGAAAAAUACGAAGAAGCCUUAAAUAUCAAUAGGAUAGUUUUUGAAAGAAGAAAGAACAUGUCAGGUGCGACAAACGCAGCGAAUGCUGUGCGUGCUCAAAAUAAUAUAGCGAUGGUAUUGUGUAAUCAGGGUAAUUAUGCAGAGGCAUUGGAGAUUUAUAAAGACGUUUACGAAAUGAAAAAAGUAAUUUUCGGUGUUACGCAUUCUGAUACUUUGAGGACAUUACAUAACAUGGCCGGAGUACUGGUCAAACAAGAGAAAUAUCAGGAAGCCUUGAAAGCUCAUCAAGAAGUUUUAGAUAUCCAAAAAAACGUUUUAGGACCAAAUCAUUUUGAUACCCUAAAUACUCAGUAUAAUAUGGCAAAUGUACUUUUUGUUCAAGGCAAAUGGAUUGGUGCAUUAAAAGCUUACAAAGAAUGUUUGGAUCAAAGAAAAGCAGUGUUUGGAGCAACUCAUCCUAGUGUUUUGAAUAUUGUACAACAGAUAGAAGUAAUUAAAGUGAUAUUUAAACUUCAGGGCAGUAGCGAAUCGGAAAUCUUGCAACAUCUGCAAAAAGAAAUUAACAUUGCUGCUAAUAAUGGUGAUGUACAAACUGUGCAACGUCUAUUAAAAGGUGGAGCUAGUGCCAAUGAGAAAGACAUUGAUGGAAGAACACCACUACAUUACGCUAUUGGCAAUAGACAGAUAGGUGUUGUGAACGUCUUACUAAAAAGCGGAGCUGAUGUUACUCAAGGUACUAAUAAAGGUAAUACACCACUACACACAGCUACUUCUAAAGGUUAUAAAGAAAUUGUCGAAGUUUUGUUACAACAUGUGAGUCGUAAUAAAUUAAAUGACUUUAUUAAUGCUAAAACCGCUGCUAGCGGCAGUACGUCACUUCACGUUGCAGCCAGUAAUGGGUACUUAGAGAUUGUCAAAUCUUUACUGAAGCAUGGUGCAACCUAUAAUAUUGAGAAUAAAGAAGGUAAGAUACCUCUUGAUCUUUCCAAAUACCAGAGUGUUACUGAUUUGCUGCAACUGGUUGAAGAGUUAUUUAAAGAUGCAAAAAAGGGUAAUAUUGAAAUUAUUAGCAAGUUAAAAGCAGUAAACGCAGAUGAGUUCGUAGCUGCAAUGUAUACUCGUAAUGAUCAAGGAAAUACGCUGUUACAAGUUACUAUAUCUAAUAAACACAUGAAUAUUACGAGUAAAAUGUUAGAAAUGCUAACACUGUCAGAUCAAAAUUUAUGUUAAAAUAUUAGAGAGAGUCAAAGAGUUUAAAUGACAUGGAAGUAUUUAUGUAGAUCCUUCCUCAAUAACAAUAACUGUGGACUAGAAAAAUCAUGAAAGUACAGGUCAACAACUUCUUUUUUUUGCAUGAAUUGCCAAUAUUUUAAAUUAAAACUCGAUCGCUUCUUAACAAAUUUCGGUAUACAUCACUUACUAUAAAAGACAUAUCAUGUUGUAUCUUUCAUGUGAUUGAAGAAAACCCUUCUAGGUAAGACAAGUUCCUAAUGAAACUUAAUUAACACUCUGACUCGUUUCUUAUACAAUUUAAGAAAACUUACGUAGUGAUUCGAAAAUAAAAUGCCAACAUGCGUACUUGUGUAUUGUGUGCGUGUGUGUUUGAGGGAAUUUUUAUCUUUGGGUGUUUUUUACGAGUUUGUUUUAUGCUUGUUUUAAUGUAUGUUGUAUUUAUUAAUAUUAAAAAUUCAGGACUAUAGUUUUAGAUGUUCUCAAGAGUCAUAAUUUUAUAGUAUGAAGGUUUUUUGUAUGUAAUAGGUUUAUUGUUAUAAUAUUAUGGAUAAACGUUUGAGUCUUUAUAUUUAA